Molecule: messenger RNA, 3023 nt
Organism: Porites lobata
Lineage: Eukaryota; Metazoa; Cnidaria; Anthozoa; Scleractinia; Poritidae
Source: the annotation of a GenBank genome assembly
AAUGUUUCCAUUUCAGUUACCAACGGCAUCUAUUUAGAAAGAUGGGACCGGAUAGAUUAUAAGCGUAUACAAUUCCUCUUCACGGACCCUCGUUAUCCAAGGCUGCCAUCGGACACAAUCUGUCUUCCUGAUUUCCAGCAACCGCAGAAUUGGGCUGAUUAUUUCGGUGCUCGAGCAAGGACGUAUUUUGUUCCACAGCAGACCGGAAUCUACCACUUUAUGCUCUGUAAGUCCAUUUGACGAUUCGUACUUAAGGAUAUGAAAAAGAACUUGUUCGUUUAGUUUCCUCUCUAACUACGUCAGGGAAUUACUCAUUCCCGUCUGUUCUCUCUUUACACAUAUAUGUGCUUAUUGUGGUAAGAUUAGAUUUAGGAAAAGUUUUUUUACUUUCUUCCUGAAUUGGCGCUACUAAGAGGCUGACAAUUCAUUACUAGAGUGAUCAAGAAAAUAUAUGUUCUGCAAAGGCAAGCAUGAUGGCUCGUUUAGCCUGUUUCAGGGACUUCCAGGCGUUCAGGGAGUUUUCAGAUAGUGGAGAGUGGACGCGCGAAAUGGAGAGUGGAGAGAGAAAAGAAGACCAAAGGAAGUGGAAAAGAAGAGGGAAGGGUUUGUGCUCUCCUAACCCCCACCCUCCCCACGCUGUUUUUUCGUGCUCACUUUUCUUUGCCCCUUCCUCACAAUCUGAACGCCUGGAGCAGGCUAUCGUUCACCUGAAAAACUCUAAAUGAAAGAAAAAACAAACAAACAAACAACAACACAAAAAAACCGCCUGCUCUGCAGGCUAACCAAUUCCCAGCCAAGAGAGAGCUUCAGCAACCUUCACGACGACUUCUGUGAAAACGUCGCUAAGAAAUGAAUGUUUGUUGUUUCAAGCGUAUAGUUAGACGUGAGUGAUUUUUCCUGGAGUUGAAUUCUUAAAGACUGUAUUUAGGUUUAAACAGAGAAAUUCAUAAGUCGCACUGGGAAGUUUGAAAGUCAUAGUCGUGCAGUGGGCGCCAAAGAAAUGUAUGAAAAAGUGUGAUACACGUGCAGAACUGUACUCCUCCCUGCAAAAACAAAUGAGCCCGUUUAACGCCCUUAGCGGCGAGAAGCAGGGAGAAAGGCUGUAUUCGCAGGCUGGUUUUUUCGAAAGUUCAGGUAACUUUUCGGACCCUGAAAGCCGUUUCACGUUUGCCGUGUUUACAUUCAAGAUCGACGUUCUAAUAGUUUUUAAAAUUAUACAAUGAAGCUAUCAGCUAACAAAACAAAUUUGAAUAGUAGCUCACAAACUAUCCAAUUUUCCUUCGUCAACUGAUAUUUUAAUCGUAUCAUGUUCAAAAGUGUUCAUUAUUUAUCCUUGAUUGAAGGGAAGGGGCGCAUUUUCUACUGAUCCACUUUCAAUAUCUUUAAAACUGCCCCCUCGGGCAUCCCCCUAUAUCCCUUAUAUAAGUGCAAAUAAAUAAUUCAAACGAUGUGAUAUUCAAGAAUUGUUUUGGCCUCACUCUUCUUCCAGAUUUGGUGCUUGAAGCUGUACUGGGCUAGGAGCCUAAUAAUCUCCUGACUAGGUAUAGUAACGUCUGUAAGCUCACUUUCAUUGUCGGUUGAUUCACUGUCAAAAUCGCUAUCUGUUAGGUCCUGCAUCACCAGUGUCAACCUCUGUUAAAACCACAGGUUUCCAGAGUUACUCGCCUAUAAACAGCAGGCUUCAACCUUUAAGGAAAACUGAUGAAAUCUAUAAAGCUCAAAAGUUUGAGACAGCCAAGUUAGUGUUCCUUCAGCACAUAUGAAGACCCAUAUGACAAUGUAUCUGGGUAGAGUAGCUGUUCACCUUUGAUUCCAGCCUUCAAAUGCUCAAGUGUUGUAAAAUACAUUAGUAUUAUGAUUAUUAUUAUUGUUAUUACAAGUUUGACAUCUACCCCCACUAACUAUGUUGACACAGUAACUAUCCCCCCAAACCCCUCCCCCCAAGGAAGCACUUCAAACGCUUCUGCCCCCCUCAUGAUUUUGCCGAGCCCCCGCCUCCCCCAACGGGAUAAAUAAUGAAGACUCCUUUAUUGUAACUUUGAUCUUGAACUGAUGCAAACACGGCAAACACAAACAGUUUUCAGGGCCCGAUAAGUUACCGGGACUUUCGAGAAAUGGGCCAGCCAGGGAGAACGGCGGAAAUCGAGGCUUAGCCUGCGUAGCACGGCAGUUUUGGUUGGGCGCAUUCAGUAAAUAAGGGCGGGCGAGGGCAGAGAAACAGCGAGAAGAUUGGGGCGGGAGCAACUUGGUUUCUAUUUAUGUCGCAGCUUCGCCGCUCGUUCUCGCGCCUUCGUUGCUCGUGCGCACGGCUAGACGAAACCGCCAUGCUACGCAGGCUAAUCGAGGUUAGGCCGACGUACCCGCGUUUUGCUCAUAAGAUCACAGGCUGUCCAGACGUAGUGUGUGUCAAUAUAUUAAUAUUCACAUGGACAAAAUGUGAUGAAUCGUUCAAACUCCCAUGAACUAGAAUAGUCCAAAAGUCAAAAUAUAACAAAACAAAGCUAAGUUUAACUGAACGUCUCCUUCUCCUGGCCGGUUAAAGUGGCAUUUUGUUGACUUUUACAAUCGUAGGUACUAUCCAUUAGAGAACCUACAAUUGCAAAACUCAACAAAAUGCCACUUUAACCAGCCAGGAAUAAGAAGGAGACGUUCAGUUAAAGUUAUCUUAGCUUUGUUUCGUUAUAGUUUGACUUUUGGACAAUUUUAGUUCAUGGAAGUUUCGACGACUCAUCCCAUUUUGUCCAUGUGAAUAUUAAUAUAUUGAUACACACCACGUCUGGGCCGCCUGUGAUGAAAUCAAUUGGUUUUUGACGUUCCCGUUGCAGCCGUUGUCGUAGUUGCUUAAGCCUCCUAAUAACGGCUGCGAAAGAAAAUUUUACUGAUUGUACUCGAUAACUCUUUUUUCAGCUUCUGACGCUGGAAGCGAGCUGUUUGUUAGUACCAAUGAGAAACCUGACUCAAAGUCAAAGAUUUCUUACAUAGCAGGAGGAUUUCCAACUUAUCCAUAUGAGUUUGACAGGUGA